Messenger RNA from Paramuricea clavata, 1677 nucleotides. NCBI's taxonomy places the organism in Eukaryota, Metazoa, Cnidaria, Anthozoa, Malacalcyonacea, Plexauridae. The record is from the annotation of a GenBank genome assembly.
AUGGCAGACCAAUUAUUACCACUAUUUUUUGCUGUGAUGGAAGAUGAAGAUGAUGAAGAAAAAAAUGAUGAUAAUAACACGGAAACUUUUUUUGCCACAGCUAUUGCUAUGUAAGUUUUGUUGUUGCAUUUGAAGGAAACUAAAUUGAGUUUUUAUUGCUAAAACUAAAAGGAAUAAUUGAAUAAACAAUUACCACUAUACAUAAGUCAAUAUGUACUAUUUAAAGCACGCGUAGGAGUGUUUUAUCACAUAUAAAACACGACGCGUAGCGGAGUGUUUUAUAUGUGAUGAAACACGACUACAAGUGCUUUAAAUGGCUUAAAAAACGACUCCUCUUAUACGAGUUCAUUGGCGAAGUAAUUUUUAAAAUAAACUUUGUCUAAACCGAGAAAAUCAAAGCUAAAGUUUAUGUAAAUUAACAUGAUUUUUUAUCACAUAUAAAACCACGAUACGCUUAUGAUUUUUCUUUGUGUUUUGCUCCUGAAUUAUUAAUGAGUUUUUAAGUACUAUUUAAAGUAUAGCUAUAGGCCAAAUUUUUUCGCGACUGAGAUAUAUAAACAAACUACUGGUAUAAAAAAAUAAACAUGUAUAGACAUGAGAUAUGACUGUGUCCCAUAUAUCAGUUGUUUUGUCAUGACACUUCUCUUAUUUUAAACAAGGGUUCGAGAAGAUAGGACAAAAGUUGGCAAUUACGCAGAAUUGACAAUACCCAGUUAUCUUAUAGACGAUUUUCAGAGAUUUUUCAGGAUUUCAAGAGGGACAUUUGAAGUUAUUCUCAGAAAUAUAGCCGUUUAUCUUACACCUGAUAUUGGAAGAGGAAGAGCUGCUAUAACUCCUGAAAAACACUUAUUAAUUACUAUUUGGUUUAUUUCACACCAGGAUACAAUUCACAGAAUGAGCGAUAGAUUCAGUGUUACAGAUUCAUCCAUUAUCCGAUGCAGAGACAGAGUUUUCACUGUUGUUUUGAGAUAUUUAAAAACAAAAUUUAUCUACUUACCUGAAGAUUAUAAUGUAAAAGCCCAAAUAAUGGAUGAGUAUAGGAUUGGGUCUCAGUUCCCAAAUGUGUUAGGAGCUAUUGAUGGUACUCACAUACGCAUUGUCGCACCCAGUGAACAUUCUCAAGUAUAUGUAAACAGGAAAAAAUUCCAUUCGCUGGUAUUGCAAGGAAUUUGUGCCAGUAACAUGCAAUUCUUGCAUGUUCUAGCAGGUUGGCCUGGCAGUGUUAAUGAUUCUAGAAUACUUAGAAACUGUGACGUUUGGAACAUUGCUCCAGAUUGGUGUGGGGUUGAUAAUCAUUUGGUGGGUGAUGGGGCUUAUCCAUUGCAACAGUGGCUUUUAACGCCAUUCAGAAACAAUGGUCAUUUGACUCAGAGAAUGCGCCGAUUUAACUAUCGAUUAUCCUCCGCUAGAGUUGCAAUUGAACGGGCUUUUGGUCUGCUGAAGGGGAGGUUUCGUCGCCUAAAAUUGCUUGACACAAAAACAAUCAAAACUGCAGUUGAUACAAUAAUUGUAUGUUGUAUAUUCCAUAAUAUAUGCAUCGUUAAUGAUGAUGUAUUAGAACAAUACAUUACAGAAAACCAAGAAGAAGCUCACCAACACAAUAACCUGGCCUUAAACAAUGAAGAUGAUGAAAAUGGUAUGGAAAAACGAGACCGUAUUGCUGAUGGAUUUAUUUAA